GCUAGCGGCCUAGCAUCUCAUCUCAGGGACACUAACCGUCAUGGCGAAAUGGUGGCGCUCGGCCGCCGGUAGUCUCCGGGCGGUGGCUGCUAGCCGUUGGGAGUCCUCGUUCUUAUUGAGAUUCCAAGUCGCUUCCUACCACACGAUCCAAGCUAUUCCAAGAGAGUGCACUGGUAAUCGAGUCUCUGCUAGAGACAGAAUGCAAGGUCGAAUUCCAGCCGUUGUUGAGUACCAGAAUCUUCUCAGUAAAAAUGAUGUCAUCCAAUCGAGGAAGCGUUUGCUUACCACGGAGAGGAAGCAGAUUAAGGCCAUACUCAAGGCCGUGGACCUUCCUUUCUUCUACUCAACCCGGUUUCCCCUCCAGAUCCGCGCUGGCUCUGGAUCUUCCCAUAUGCUCGAGUCUGGAACUGUGCUACCGAUUAAGAUUCAUAGGGACAAAGAGAGUGGGAAAAUUCUAAAUUUAGUGUUUGUUUGGGCUGAUGAUGGGCUGGACGUGAAGGUGGAUGUGCCUGUUGUUUUUAAAGGCGAAGAUGUUUGUCCUGGCUUGCAGAAAGGUGGUUGUUUGAACAGGAUCCGAAGUAGUCUUAAAUUUCUUUGUCCAUCCGAGCACAUACCAUCAAAAAUUGAGGUGGAUGUGAGCAAUCUAGAUAUUGAAGACAGGGUUUUCAUGCGUGAUAUUGAGGUUCAUCCAUCCUUAAAGCUGCUGAGUAAGAAUGAAAACAUGCCUAUAUGUAAAAUAGUUCCCACAGUGUUGGAAAACAAGGGACCUGCUCCUGCUGACAACCCUCAACAUUCUUGAGGAGAAACGCAAAGGCAGAGAUGCAGGAUCCAAAUAAAUGGGGUACACUGGAGCAGUGUUGAGUUCAAGCAGCUGCAAUUUUCACCUGUUUGGUUAUUUUGUACGAAACGGGCGUUUCAUUUUUGGUAGUAGGUGGCUGUUGAUGUCAAAUGCAUUAUUGAUUUCUGUAUUCGCAAAUAUACGAUGGCCAGAUAUGUUUGCAUCAAAGCCACCCCUUUAAUCUAGCAUUGUAGUCUUGAUCCUUGCUCAACGACAGAACCAAGUGCAGUUGGGGAAAUUGUUCCUGGUACUGUCAUUACUGUUCUCACGGGACCAUUUCUAAUAGAGCCAAAUUUCCCAUGCCAAGAAUGUCUUGUUUUCUGUGUGGUUACUCCUGUUGCAUUGAACCAGAAUGGUAUGUGUCUGUUUUUUCCGUUUUUCCUAUGGCCUUGCAAAUUAGUUCGGGAUGUUGUAAUGAUAAAUUUCUUCCUUUUAAUUAGUGUUAGAGGUUGUUCACUUUAUCUCUAUUGUUUACGAGAGAUAUAGAUAAGUUGUUUUGGUACAAUCUUGAGCUUCGAAAAAAGGAAAAUGAUAAUUUUAAUUCA
This is a messenger RNA of Neltuma alba, 1383 nucleotides long. RefSeq names its product 50S ribosomal protein L25-like. NCBI's taxonomy places the organism in Eukaryota, Viridiplantae, Streptophyta, Magnoliopsida, Fabales, Fabaceae. The record is from RefSeq and is a predicted model, not a curated record. Bases 41 to 799 code for a protein of 252 amino acids. Gene Ontology annotation, molecular function: structural constituent of ribosome; 5S rRNA binding. Gene Ontology annotation, biological process: translation. Gene Ontology annotation, cellular component: ribosome; cytosolic large ribosomal subunit. The transcript is spliced from 3 exons.